Molecule: messenger RNA, 684 nt
Organism: Rotaria sp. Silwood1
Lineage: Eukaryota; Metazoa; Rotifera; Eurotatoria; Philodinida; Philodinidae
Source: the annotation of a GenBank genome assembly
AUGGCAUUAGAUUUAAUUUUAGCUGGUAAUCGUUUAAAUGAUAAGACCAUGAUAUGUAAAUUAGACUCAGUUGUUUUAUUUCGCAUGAUUCGAAAAAUCUAUCUAAGUACACAAACACGAACUUUAUGUUCAUAUGGUGAUGUAAUUACAAUAAUUCAUGAUUCUGAUUAUCAUCAAAUAUGUUUUCGUACAUAUAAAAGAAUGUCAUUAUCAUCAGAUGAAUUUAUUGAAAUUCUUGGUGAAAUAUAUCAUACAUCUUAUGAUACAAUUGAAACAAUGAAAUAUUAUUUAGAUGCAAAUGAUAUUAUUGAUCUUGAUACAAAUCUUAUUCAUUCAUCAGUAUUAACAUCAAAACAAAUAGAUGAUAUGAUUAAAUAUAUUGUACGUGAAGAUGCUAUAAGACAAUUAUUAAAAUUAAUAUUUGAUCGAAUACGUAAUAAUGAUAGUCAUAUCGAUGAUGAACAUCGACAAUUGAAAUUAAAUCUUCCAAUGAAAUUGAAUGAUUUAUAUCAAACAAUAAAAGAAUUAAAUGCUUUUAGUAAUGAAAAAAAUAAAAAUCCAAACAAAAUAAGUUUUUUUCAUUUUCCAGAUAAAAUGAUAAAUACAUUAGAUACAUUACCAAAUGAAAUGCUAUUCAAUAUAUUUUCUUAUUUAUCAUGGGAUGAAAUCUUAAUAUCAUUUUGA